GCAUGCGCAGUGCUCGCUGGUCCUGUUCCACUUCCUGUGAAGAUGGCGCUGACCGCAGCAGCAGGUCUGUGGAGGACAUGCUGCAGGUUGAUCCCCAGACAGACCCUCCUGGUCCCCUCUGCUGCCCGGGCACAGAGCACCCUGAGCGGGGACCUGCUGCCCCGGACCUCCUUGUCUAGUCCUCCAUGGCAGGAUCAGGUCCUGGUCCCGGAGCAGGAGGAGCAAGGCCGACACACCGCGGUGGUGAGCACCGUGAACCGGAUCAUCCACGAUCAGGACUUCGGCCGGCUGUUCGCUGUCGUUCACUUCGCCAGCCGUCAGUGGAAGGUGACCCACGAAGACCUGAUCCUCAUCGAGAACCACAUCGAGGCGGGGUGCGGGGAGCGGAUCCGGAUGGAGAAGGUGCUGCUGGUCGGCGCGGAGGACUUCACCCUGAUCGGGAGACCUCUGCUGGGGAAGGAUCUGGUCCGAGUCGAGGCCACUGUGAUCGAAAAGACUGAGUCCUGGCCCAAAACCCACAUGACUUUCUGGAAGAGGCACCGGUUCCAGAGGAAGAGGAUCAUCGUCCAACCACAGACUGUGCUGAGGAUCAACAGCAUCGAGCUGAACCCCAGACUCACAUGAGACCUGUGAUGGAUCACUCAGACUCACAUGAGACCUGAUACCUUGAGGACUGUGAUGGAUCACUCAGACUCACAUGAGACCUGAUACCUUGAGGACUGUGAUGGAUCAGACUGGUUCAUGUGUUCAUAUUGUUCAUGUUUCAGGGUGUUUUAAAGCUCCAAACUGACUGAGGUCCAUGGACUGAGUUCACUUCAGUAAAUAAAGCUUCAUCUUUUUCAGAGGACGGA
Molecule: messenger RNA, 851 nt
Organism: Notolabrus celidotus (New Zealand spotty)
Lineage: Eukaryota; Metazoa; Chordata; Actinopteri; Labriformes; Labridae
Gene: mrpl21
Product: mitochondrial ribosomal protein L21
Exons: 1
Coding region: 43-624 (193 amino acids)
Cellular component (GO): ribosome; mitochondrial large ribosomal subunit
Molecular function (GO): structural constituent of ribosome
Source: RefSeq, a predicted model, not a curated record